UCUUUGUACCUUGACAAGCGUAACCGUGGAAAGACAUUUUGAUUAUGUGGCUGAACAUUUAGAAGAUCUAGAGAUACCCCUCAUUGACAAAGUCUUAAAAAUUGACGUUUUAGAUGAAACUCAAGCGAAAGAACUCCUGAAGAUAAAGGGUUGUGAAAAUGGCAAAGAAAGGAGAAGGAAGUUAUUAGAGUUUCUUCUGGGCGAAAAUGCAUGUCAAAUAUUGUUCUGCAUUCUCGAGAAUGAGAUACUGAUGAGUGGUGAAGCAGAAAUACUCCUUCGUAUACAACAAACAAAACCAUGUAAAGUUUCAGGUAUUUACUGGAAUUUCCGGAUACAAACGUGACUGUAUUGCAUUUAACAACCACAGAUAUUUGUAAUUGAAUUAAUGAAUCAAAGAAAACCUAUUCACGAGAAGCAAGGCAAAUUACAGUCUCUGAUUGACGCGAACAUGCGGAAUUACUGGAAGAGGAACUAGAUGGCAGAUGGUUCUUGCAUACACUGCAAUCACGAACAGACGAACGUUCUUUACAGAUGGUGAAAACAAUCGAGGACUCCCAAUCUAGAAAAGAAAGAACCAAGUCUUUCUUAGAGUAUUUAUAUGCUGAAGAUAAUCUGCACUGGUUCGAAGAAGGACUAGAGAUACACAACAAGUACAUUUUGCAAGAAUUGCAACUACAUAGACGUCACGUAGGCUUCACUACCCAAGAUUUGAAACUGGCUUUCAUGUCUGCAUAUGAUGUCAUUACUGAAGAUCUAGAGCCACUACAACUUGCGAAACAUCUUUGCUCAUCGUUUCGUCAACAAUCAGACUUUUCCUUUUUGAGACAUAUCAGCACAAGACAGGGAAGAGCAUCAUUCUUCUUUAGAAAAAUCCUUACCAUGAGUGACCAAAGAUUUGGAGAGGUUCUUGAAGCAAUGCGAAUCAGCUACAAUGAUAUUGUAUCUACUGUUGAAGAAAUUUUGAAAUGCGGUUCUUUAUGUGAAAAGUACAAAUGUCCAAGAAUCCGACGAUGCCACGGAAAAAUACAGGAGUGUGUGUUUAGCACUGAGAUAUCUUUAUUUGAUGCAGACACAAACAUAAGAACUGUCAAACCAUGUGACGUUUCUUCUCCAAAAAGGCUGAGGAAAACAAAAUUAGCCGCUGGAUUUGUACAAGCUGAAAUCACAAAGUAUGAUAAGAAGAAAGAAUAUUGGAGCUCGUAUGAUCGUUACAAUACCAAUAUCGGCGUUAUCGGUUCUCAAGCUUCAGGUUCAUGUAAACGGUCCCUACUAAAUGCCAUGUGUGGACGAAUCGAAACCGACGAAGAAACGGCACAGGUUUACGUUGAAACAGACCUACACAAGUUCAGUUCCUACAAAGAAGCAAGAAAUAUUGUGUUUUGGGAUCUUCCUGAAAUUGGGACCGGGCAAUAUCCACGAGAAACAUAUUUGAAGGAUAUCGAUUUCAAACGCUAUGAUUGUUUUGCAUUGUUAGUACCAUGUCCGAUUGCUUUGGAUGAUAACAUUUUGAAGAAAUUGUUCAUUUGCACAGAAGAGUCGUUCUGGUAUGCACUGAUAAAGGUAAUCUACAUGUCCCCAGUACAUCUUAUGAAGCUACUGCACACUGUAGUAGUGCUGGAAACGUAAACGAAAAACAAGCAGCAGAGGCAGUCCGUCAGAACUGCUACAAAAAACUUGCAGAAAUAGGGUGCGCUGACAGUCCAGUUUUUCUCAUCAAGGAAGAUGCUUUAUUGGGCGGUAAUUAUGACUUUGACAAUCUCAUCGCAAAGUUGAUUGAGGAGGUGACUGACGAAAAGCAUAUGAUCGAUUAGCAAGACCUCAAAUGAAAACCAAUGCUUUUUGCUAGGACACAUUUCCGUUGAUUAGAUCAAAUGGCAAAUGCUUCAAGCAUUCGAAAAUGCAGAAUUGGGUAUAUGCAUCAAUUACAGUAUUGCUUGCUUUGUGUGUUUUUUUGUGAGUUUUGCUUCAUGCUACUUUGAUUUUGAUUAAGGUAUUUGACCCCUAAUAGUAACGUUUAAAAAAUGGUAUUUGCUAGGUAUAUUCUUAAAGUUGACUAUGUUUUGCAUUUCGUUGCAUAUUUUAAACAACUUUUACCGUGCCGUUUUUUUAUAUAAAAUUUAUGGUAUUUCCUCAAGCUCAAGUAGAGACAAAUUGCAAAGUAAUGGCCACUGUUCAAAACAUUUGCAGAGAAUUCAUUAUAGCAUUAAUGUUAAUAAAAGAAACACCAAAUUAUUGGUAAACAAUAAUAAAACACAAAAUAAAAUAGUCAAAAUCAUUUUGUCAAGGGUGCCUUAAGUAAACUGAUUUAAUGAAAAGAAGUCUAACGCCAACAUUGAAAUAUUAUUGCCGAGUCCUGUGGGACUGUUUUAAAUUUUGUUCACUUCAUUCAAAAAUAAUUUUCGGGCAGAAGAAAACCUACCUACAUUUUUUCCACAAUAUGUAAUCUAAAGAGUAAAUGCGAAAUAGAGAACUUAUACCGCAUGUAACUCAGUAUUUUUAAAGAUGUCUAACUCCACCCCCUACUGUUUCAGAGGUAAAUUCACUUUAAACAGCAAGAAGUUGAUUAUCAAAUGAAACAUUUCCACUUUUGUACAAUAAAUCAAUACUAAGUCUUGAAAAAAGUAAAAUCUUACUAGGAAAAGGAAAACAAAAAGAAAAAAGUUUGGCCCCCGUGGCUUGAACCUACGCCCCCCCUGAAAAAUUUCAGUCAAAGUAGGUUUAUUGUAGAAUAGAAUACUCUUCAAAAAUGAGGUACUCUAUUACGGGUCUAAUACCUGAAUUAAAUUGUAAAGAAUAGACACUUUCCUCGUUAUUAGAGCAGAAAGUUAUAAUUUACAAGUAUAAAAUUCUUGUCUCUGGUUUGCAUAUUAUGUAUCGUAACGAUUAGAUCUACGCAAUAUCAUUUUAAAUGUAUUUAUUUAUUUAUUUACCAUUCGAAUACCUUGAAAUGUGUCAGUAUAUCUUAUUGCCUCUAUGCUUUAUGUAUUUAUGUAUUGGAUUCGGUGUUGCUAUAUUGCUAUAUUUUCUGGUCCUUUGAAUGGACCUUUGAAAUCUUGGAACCAAAUCAAUUUUACUAUAAUAAUUGAACUCCGCUUAAUACGCAAAGAGUGUUGCACAUUUCAUUACCUCUCAUGAACAGUUUUUAUCAAAGCGAGUGCUUGAUUUGCCGUGGGCUCUGUAUAUAUCAUCAAAUAUCCGUUUUCUUGAAAAUCAUUAUGAUUUUGCUUUUGUAUAUGUAAGGCUGGAAUUAUUCAUAUUUUAUACAUGAAAAAGAGCAAUUAUUCAUGUCAGAAUUAGUGGCAUUGAAUAUAAAUAUCAGUCAGGUUAUUUAUCAAUUUUAGUGUAUUUUAUUGUACCCCCCGAACAACGAAGUACUGGAUUGAGGUUGUCUGUCUGGUCGUCUGUCCGUCCGUCCGUAGACACAGUCUUGUGCGCCCCAUCUCUCCUCAUCCCCUUGAUACAGUUUAAUGAAACUUCACAAAAGUGACCAGUAACAACAGUAGUUGUGCAUGAUGCAUGUUAGGUUCUUUCAGAAAAAAAUCUGCAUUGUUAUGGGACUCUGUUUUUUGUUAACAUACUAUAUACAUACAGUCUGCAUAUGCGAUCUUGUGCGCGCCUAAUCGCCUGAGCCAAUGCACACAAUUUAAUGAAACUUAACACAAGUAAUCAGUAGUAACCCUAGUUGUGCAUGGUGCAUGUUAGGUUCUUUCAGAAAAAAAUCUGCAUUGUUAUGUGACUUUGUUUUUUGUUAACAUACUAUAUACAUACAGUCUGCAUAUGCGAUCUUGUGCGCGCCUAAUCGCCUGAACCAAUGCACACAAUUUAAUGAAACUUAACACAAGUAAUCAGUAGUAACCCUAGUUGUGCAUGGUGCAUGUUAGGUUCUUUCAGAAAAAAAUCUGCAUUGUUAUGUGACUUUGUUUUUUGUUAACAUACUAUAUACAUACAGUCUGCAUAUGCGAUCUUGUGCGCGCCUAAUCUCCUGAACCAAUGCACACAAUUUAAUGAAACUUAACACAAGUGAUCAGUAGUAACCCUAGUUGUGCAUGGUGCAUGUUAGGUUCUUUCAGAAAAAAAUCUGCAUUGUUAUGGGACUUUGUUUUUGUUAACAUACUAUAUACAUACAGUCUGCAUAUUCAAUCUUGUUCGCGCCUAAUCUCCUAAUCCAAUGCACACAAUUUAAUGAAACUUAACACAAGUGAUCAGUAGUAACCCUAAUUGUGCAUGGUGCAUGUUACGUUCUUUUAGAUAAAUAUUCUGCAGAGUUAUCGGAUUUUUUGUUACUAUACUAUAUACAUAGAGUCUAUAUACAUACAGUCCACAUAAUUAUGCAAUUUUGUGUGCGUCAAAUUGCAAUGUACUGUCUCAGUGUGUGCGAGGGUUACAUACAUCACCUUUAGUGAUAGGUCUAGUUUCAAUAUCUAAAUUAAAUUAUUUUCAUAUAUUCAAUUGAAUAAACCUAACAUAUAAAGGAUACACAAAUGUCCUUACACACUGAAAAGCCUCGCAUUUUAAUAUUUUUUCAUCUAGUUUAAUAAACUAAAUGUGGAAAGACAUACAUGUAAAAUUCUUUUUAUCACAUGUUAGUUUUUCCUACUGAAACCUCAAAAUUUCUUCUUUCUUUACCCAUUUAUAGACCAAAUCAAUUUCACCAACGUCUGCUCUACUUAAAACGACGACAACGUCGAAGCUUUACUAUACUAGUGUAAUUCAAAAGUUAUAUAAUGGCUUUAUUUCAUUCCCACGUCGGACGUCAAACAUGUGAUAAAUAAGAUUACGUAUAUACGUGUACCUUGCACCUCCAGUUUUCUUCAUGAUGCAAUCGUAAGGUAAUCUGCGUUUUUUGGGUUGACGUGAAACGAGUAGUGUAAAUAUUUAUUGCACGUCAUAAUAUAUGUUAUUUAUAUCGGAAAUUCAACAUGUGAAAUAGUACGUAAAAGUUAACAGGAUCGCAAAUUUUGAUAGUAGUACUUACUACAUAUUGCAGUUAUUAAAAUGGUUUUGUCAUGGCGAUGUGUUGCAAGCAAACAUUCCUCUACCUUAUUUGUUAUAUUCCAUAAAAGCUUAACAGCAAUUACAGGGUUUGUCAUCAUUGAAAAUAUGAUACAACAUGUUAUUCAUUUAAGUCCUAAAACUGCAAGUAUAAUGUCAUCAACUUAGUAUGUCCGCUGGCAUGUUGUUAAAGGCUUUUUAUAUAGCUGAAUGAAACCGAAAUUAGAAAUUGUUUCUGUUAAAAAACUAUUUCCACAGCUAAUUUUGGUGGAGGACGACCCACAAUGUCCGUCUUGGCGAUAUUUAAGCCAAGGGCAGGCACAGGGGUAGACAUUAUGUAAGUCAGCUUAUUUUAUUCCUCACAUGAAAGAUAAGAGGGAGACCCGAGCAAACGGCAGUGAAGGACAAUUGAUUUUAAGUCGGUGACCUUAACCUUUUAGUCACGUACAUCCUUU
This is a messenger RNA of Mercenaria mercenaria, 5447 nucleotides long. RefSeq lists its product as uncharacterized. Gene Ontology annotation, cellular component: membrane. Bases 532 to 1626 code for a protein of 364 amino acids. Gene Ontology annotation, molecular function: GTP binding. The transcript has 6 exons. The record is from RefSeq and is a predicted model, not a curated record. NCBI's taxonomy places the organism in Eukaryota, Metazoa, Mollusca, Bivalvia, Venerida, Veneridae.